AUGAAUUGGAAUAUUGGCACUAAAUUAAUUGAAGUUAACAAGUGGGAUUCAAACAAAUAGAGACUUGUUAAGGCAAAAAUUCAAGUUACAUUCACCUAAAAAAAUUUAAUCAUUUACUCAUCUGAUGGAGUAAUUUAAAGAUAGUAAAAAUAAAUUUUUUUCAUUUUAUAAGGGAAUAAGUUAAGGAAAUUUGCAAGAAUCCAAAAGUUUUGACUAAUAUGGAAUAAAUCUAAUAUUUUCAAUGGCAAGGUAAAUAUGGACAGGAGAAAAGAAAAUAGGGUAAAUGGACAGUUACUUGGGAUGGUUAGGCUCUUCUAGAAGUUGGUGGAUACUACAAGGAUGGAUUAAAAGAGGGUUUAUGGACUGAGCCAAAUAAGAAUUACUGGAGGUAAAUUAAUUAAUUAAUUAAUAAAUAGUAAAGCUUAAGUAUACGAAAAUGGAGAAUAUUUUGAAGAGUAAAAAUGUGGGAAAUGGAAAUAUAUCUAUAAUAACAACGUUAUGUAUCAGUAUUAAAAAAAUGAAUUAGUGGUUGUGGAUUAUAUAAUGAAUAAUUUAAGAAGAAUGGUAAAUGGAUUGAGUUGUCGGAUAGUUUUUCUGACGAUUCAAGAGUUAUUUAUAAUGGCGAAUAUAAGAAUGGGAAAAAAAUUGGUAGAUGGGAUAUUUGUUAUACAAAAUAUAGCAGCUAUCCAUUUUUAUAUAUGUAAAAAUAUUAUAUAAAUCUUAUGGAAAAUUUUUCUCAGUGGUGGUGGCUCAUAUGAUGAAAGAGGUGAAGAAAUUAAGUUAGGUAAAUGGGUGGAGUUAUCAGAAGGAUUUUUUAAGUGUUCCUAGGUAACAGAAAAUGGUGAAUAUAAAAAUGGUAAUAAAAUUGGUAGAUGGGAUAUAUGUUUGAUUUGGGGAGAAAAUAAGAAGAUGUAAAAGAAUAUUAUAUGGAGCACAUAUAAUAAACGUUUGUUAGUGGAGGCGGCUCAUAUGAUGAAGAAGGUCACGGAAUAAAGACAGGUGAUUGGAUAGAAAUUUCGAAUGGAUUUUUUGAGUAUUCUUAAGUAACAUAUAUUGGUGAAUAUCAAAAUGGAAAAAAGUUUGGUGAAUGGGAUAUUCUAUAUAAAGACAAUUAAUAAAAUGUGAAAAUGUAAAUAUAAUUAGAUAAAGGUGUUAAUAUGCCAUUUUUUAGAGGUGGAGGUUCAUAUGAGGAAGGAGGAAUUAAAUUUGGUAUUUGGAUAGAAGUGCAAGAUGGAUUUAAAUGGGAUUCUUAAGUAACUUAUUAUGGAAAAUAUAUAAAUGGUCGAAAAGUGGGGAGAUGGGAUAUAUGGUAUAAAGAAAACAAACAAAAUUUGAAGAUGUAAACAAUAUUAUUAAAAGAUUGCAUAACUUGCCUUAGUGGUGGUGGAUGUUACGAAGAAGGAAGCAAUGAGAUUAAGUUAGGUAAUUGGGUGCUAUUGUAUGAUGGAUUUUUUAGUAAAUUUUAAGUAACCUAUCAUGGAGAAUAUAAAGAUGGGUAAAAAGUAGGUAGAUGGGACAUUUUUUGGAAUUAUAAAGGAUAUAAUACUUAGAUGUAAAAUAAAAUUAUAUAAAUACUAUGCUUGUUAGUGGGGGUGGAUCAUAUGAUGAUUAAGGGGAUCAACUUAAAUUUGGUAGUUGGGUGGAACUAUGGGAUAGAUUUGAUUGUUAGACUUAAGUAACUUAUAUUGGUGAAUACAAUAAUGGUAAUAAAGUUAGAAAAUGGGAUAUUUGGUAAAAAGUGAAUGAAGAAAAUGUGAAGAUGUAAAAAUAUUAUUCAUAAAUUUUUGUUAGCGGAGGUGGAGCAUAUGAUGAAAAAGGGAUUAAGUUGGGUAAUUGGAUGGAAAUAUCGAAUGGAUUUAAUAGGGAUUCUGAAAUUACUUAUGAUGGAAGAUAUGAUAAUGGUAUCAAAGUUGGUAGAUGGGAUAUUUGGUAUUAGGAUUGGAGAAAGGAAAAAAAUGAAAAGAUGUAAUAAAUAUUUUAUAAAUGUUGGUUUUCAAAUAGUGGUGGCGGAUUAUAUUCGGAAGAAGGUGAUGGGAUUAAAUUAGGUAGUUGGAUUGAAGUUUCAGAUGAAUUUGGAUAUUAUAAUUAAAUAAUUUAUAUUGGGGAAUAUAAAAAUGGUAACAAAGUGGGAAAAUGGGUAGAGAUGAAUAUAAGGAGAAAUUAAAAAUGUAGAGAAAUGAAUUAUGAUAAUUGA
Paramecium primaurelia is the source of this 2194-nucleotide messenger RNA. NCBI's taxonomy places the organism in Eukaryota, Ciliophora, Oligohymenophorea, Peniculida, Parameciidae. The record is from the annotation of a GenBank genome assembly.